Messenger RNA from Trichophyton benhamiae CBS 112371, 1719 nucleotides. RefSeq lists its product as uncharacterized. Lineage: Eukaryota; Fungi; Ascomycota; Eurotiomycetes; Onygenales; Arthrodermataceae. The record is from RefSeq and is a predicted model, not a curated record. The coding region runs from base 1 to 1719 and encodes 572 amino acids. The transcript is spliced from 4 exons.
AUGCUCUUUACCUCCUUGAGCUCAACCCGAGCCAAUUCUCAGCCCUUUUAUUCAGAUUUCCUUUUUCGACCGGAUAGAGUCGGACUCGAGCGUCACGCGACCAGCAUACGUUUUUCGUUCCUUUUUCUUUUUUUUUGCUUCUUCUGCUUCCUUUUCCCCUUGACGUCUCAAAUAGCAGACAAACGUCAACAGGAGACCCCUGGGGAACGAGAGGGAGAUGUACAAACAGGCGACAGGACAGAUUUGCAGAACACGCAGCAGCAGGUAUGGACCGUCCAGGCUAGUUCAGACCGUUGGUUUUGGGUGACUCAGCGCUGGGCGAGGCCUUGUUUCACCGCCUCAGCUAUAUAUCAUCGUCAUCAGCAGCAGCAACAGCUCUUCUUCUUCCUUAACUGGCCUGCAUCUACCCAAGGCUAUUCUUCGUCUUCCAAACUUAAGUACGGUGCUUCGCCGUUACUGGGAGUUCCGUUUUAUAUAACAACAGAAAGGGUUUCUUUUAUUUUCUUUCUUUCUUUUUUUAUCUUGUUUCCUCUCCUAUAUACCUUAUUAUAUACUGUCCAAUUUCUACUUCCACCUUUCUUUUCUACGCCGCUGAAAGAAAAAAACCUGGACAAGUUGCUUCUUGUCUUGCGACCACCAGAAGGCAAGACAAAUAAGAGGGAGUCUUGCUUCAGCCCUGACCUGAAAGAUCCUGCAAGCUGCUGGGGACUGGGGCGGGAGAGAGGGGCGUUGCAACGCAGAUGGCCACCUGCUUUUGCCAGUACUGGUAUGGAUGAAGGAGUCUCUAUUCUCUCCUACCCCCCUUCCCUUCUCCCUCCCUCACCCCUGUCCUCGGUAGUGCAGGGCCAGUGCUGUUUGACAUGGAAUCAACCUUUACUUCCUUUCUUUUCCCUCGCCACUCUUCAAUUCUAUACUGUAGCCAACGGUAAGAUAUACCCCUUCUUCCUCUUCUUCUCUCUACCUUAUCCGGACUUAUCCGUAUCAUUUGCCUCGCAUGAGCAAAUGAUACAGGUAGGACUUUCUUCAACCUUCUAUACUUUUUUUCUUCCCUUCUCCCUGGAAGCGCAUGUUUACUUAUUCUGCCUCUCUUUUCUUCUUCUUGAUUCAUCCUCCAGGUGCCGAAAUCAAGACUCUAUAAAACCUCUAGCAACUCCUUCGAGGCCCAUAUUCUUCUCACGGGCAACAUCUUCCUUCUCCUCCUCAUUAUUCUCCCCGGUUCUCAUCCCCAAGUCAUAUCCAUAUCGCCAGAGUGCGAAGGCCGGCUCCUUUUCAGACCCUGGCUUGCUCUACUCGUUACCAAAUACAACCAUUUCCCUUUCCACUAGCCUGCCGCAGCUGAGCAUUCUACAUCAAGAGCCUGAGACAAUGCCUUCCACACGCCAGUCCCGAUCCAAGCCAGUUCAAUUCACGGCUGCGUAUCAAUAUCUCGCUCAGUUCCUGCAAGCGGGGAAGACACCGAGUACUUCACAGCGGUCUGGCCCAGGGUAUAAAAAAGGUGUAUGUCUUACCGGCGGGAAGGAAGCCGGUGAUAUGCCAUUGUUGACUCACUCCCCGGCUACGACGGUGGUUUCGGCGGAUGAUAGCCCCAUCACACCGUCUGAAAGGAGCCCAGAUGAAAAAUUCACUCUACUACAGAACGACAUGAUCGAAUCCAAGUCUACAGCUCUUGCCCCGGUGAUGGUGCAUGGAGACGGAGCUUUGCUCGAAAAGACUCAGUAA